AUGGGUUCCAUGUGUGUGUGUUCGUUUGGCGGGGGACAGACGAGGCCAGGAGACGGUGAUGGGGUGAAUAACAACACGGGUCUCGCGCUCGAUGAUGUUGUCAGCUUCGUGGAUUCCAUUGAGAUCCUGGCCGAUGGGUCUGCCGUCGCCGCGACUAACCACGAUUCUAAUCAGCCGCCGUUUCGCCUCAAGGAACCGGAGCAACCCAAAUGGCCCCUUGCGCAACAUUCCGAGCCGGAGAUCGAGUACCAGCAAAGUCUGGCAGUGAUGAACUCUUUGGCAGAUUUGCAAGAGGACUUUCGUAGACUCAGCAUGAAGCAACAGGAGCUUACCAAUCUUAUGCUGAUGCAGCAGCAGCAACAACAACAACAACAACAACAACAGCAGCAACACCAACAGCAACACCAUCACCACCUGCAUCAACAAGCUGGCGGGAUGCAGCACAUGCAACAACCAGCGAUGCAGCUUCAUCAGUCGCCUUCGCACCACCACCACAUGCAGCAACAGCAGCAGACGACGACGACGACGACCCCGAGACGGACUUGGGGACCUCCGCAGCAGCCGUUGACGCCGCAGCAGCAACAGCAGCAGCACGGGCUGAGUGGAGACGGCUACAUCCCUUCUGUGGUCACUAGUCUCAAUAACCAACCGCCGUCAUCUUCCCCGUCCUGGGGUGGCUACACUGCACCGCAUCCACCUUUGCUGCAGCAAUCUCAGAAUCCUCCGUCCUCUCCAUUUCGGUUACAUCAGUCUCCGUCGCCCGGUUCGCCGUCGCCGACGUGGAAUCGCCGCUCCAAGUCCCCGGCAGCGACACCUUCGUUGGCUGGCAUGUCUUCGCCGGAGCCAACGUCGCUGCAGUCAUCGUCGUCGUCGGCUGUCCCAGUCCCUUCUGCCGACGACAUGGCCCCGCAGAGCGUGUCUUUCAUUGGCUCUUCACCCAGCCCCGGUGUUGGUAGUGGUAGUGGUGUAGGCGGAGGUGGCAUGGGUACCAGUAGCAGCACCAGUUCCACCGGUGGCACUGGGCCGAGAUCAAUUCAGGACGGGUCCAAGACGUACAGGAUCCAUCACCCGGAAGCCCUGGGUCUUCCGUCCCCGCCGACGUCCAUCAACUCCAUCAAGGUGCCGAGGAAGAUUGACUUGCGAGCGGACAAGGAGAACAAGAAGGAGCGCAUUGCCGAGCCGGAGGAGGAGUUGCCGGAAGUGAUAGCAGAGCCGUUGAAGGACGGGAAAGCAGACUUGGGUUUCUACAUUAGCUUCGAUGACGAGAGUCCCAAGAGAGGCAAGCCUCCACACCUGCGAAACGCGGGGGCCCAGUUGCCGACGAAAAAGGAUUCGUCUGUCACGCUGGACCGACUUUUGGCGAGUGUCGACGCUGGUGGUGACCCGGACGACGACCGGAGUGCCACGAUCAAAAGCCGGAAGACGACUAGUCAGGCGCCGUUGUCCAUCAAGAACAUGCGGACAGCCGAGGUUGCGGCGUCGACGGCCAGCCUGGGACGAGUGAAGCCCGCAGUGCCGCCCAAGAGCAAGUUGUUGACGGAGCACAAGCUGCUUUCCCCGCAGUCUUCCUCGGACGUGUCCAGCUCCAACGCGGACAUUGACUCCAACGCCCCUAUCGAAGAGAUGUACGCGCUGGCCCGCAAGUACGAGAAGAUGGCCGACGCGGACUUUGUGCGUCGGUGCGAAGCCGAUGGCGGCUGGACGAGUCCGCGUCCGGCAUCCGAUUCCGGCCGUGGAGGAGGAGGAGGAACAACAACGGGUGUCGCGUCAGGUGGACUCGUCGUCGACGUGGAAGAUGAAAAUAAUGAUCCCGAAACUGCGGAGGAGUUGGAGCGGAAGAAGGAAAGGUUCCUGAUGCAAAGCCUGAAGCGGAAGGACGAGCAGGAGAAGAUGAAACUGAAGCGAGAGGCGGAGUUGCAGGCGAAGCGGGAACUGGAGAACCAGAAGGAGGAGGAGAAGAUGCGGAAGAAGGAAGAGGAGAAGGCCCGACGACAAGCCAUUCUCGACCAGUACCGGCUCAAGAAGGCCAUGGAGAAGGCUGAAGAAGAGGGACGGAAUUUCGAAAUGCCGGAGGGUCUGGGGAAGACGCCAGUGAUGCGGAACCGUGGUGGUCCGGCGAAACCGAGGCCAAAGUCAAUGCACGAGGCGGCGCUGGGGCGGAAGGCGGCGGCAUCUAGUGGAGGCGUGGAAUACACUGUGAGCGGACGCAUUGCCCCGUCGCGAGGCCGUCGACUCGGUUCUUCGCAAGACAUUUCAGAUUCCGGAACGUCGCCGGGACCGCGUAGGGACUCGUUGAGGAAGAGUGCAGGGAAUCUCGCGUCUGCCGUGACGCCGACAGAUGUCGGCGGCGGCGGGACGACGUCGUCAGGAGCUGGCGGCGCUGGAGGAGGAGGAGGAGGGACGACGGGAAUCCGUCGGAGCGACAGCCUGCGUCGGACAUACCGGGUGUCCCGUGGUGGGGCAGGAGAUCCGAGGCGUAGGACCAUAAGCGGGUUAACUAGCCUUGUGUCCCCGAACAGAGGUAUCAUCAUCAUCAUCAUCUGCUCUAUACUGAUGGCACCCGUUUGGUCAAUUAAUUCCCCGACUACCCCGCCUUGA
This is a messenger RNA of Notodromas monacha, 2598 nucleotides long. Lineage: Eukaryota; Metazoa; Arthropoda; Ostracoda; Podocopida; Cyprididae. The record is from the annotation of a GenBank genome assembly.